This is a messenger RNA of Eupeodes corollae, 1465 nucleotides long. It is a transcript of the gene Fer1, whose product is annotated as pancreas transcription factor 1 subunit alpha. NCBI's taxonomy places the organism in Eukaryota, Metazoa, Arthropoda, Insecta, Diptera, Syrphidae. The transcript has 4 exons. Gene Ontology annotation, biological process: regulation of transcription by RNA polymerase II; developmental process. The coding region runs from base 451 to 1197 and encodes 248 amino acids. The record is from RefSeq and is a predicted model, not a curated record. Gene Ontology annotation, molecular function: protein dimerization activity; DNA-binding transcription factor activity, RNA polymerase II-specific; RNA polymerase II transcription regulatory region sequence-specific DNA binding.
UGAUUAGUAUAACCGGAACAAUACAAACGCGUGGUUUUAAUUGAGCGCACGUUUUUCGAAUUAGAUUGCUCAAAUAACAAGGUACCGACGCGAUUUAAUAAAUUUCACAAAACUUCUCUGAAUGAAAGUUAUCUAGAUAGAUAACAUUCCACCCUUGCAAAUGUAAUACUUACAUUAUAACAUUGCUUGCAGAUAAAUUCAACAAGUGGAUUUGUGGUGACUUAUCAACAAUUAUGAUCCUGACACGUGCAGAACACACGUCAUCGUGUAACGUGUUAUUUUCCAAGAUUUGUAAAUAACCGUCAACAAAUAGAAACAAGGGGGCAAUAGUAAUAAAUUAAGAAAGAAAAAAAACAUAACAUGUUUACAUGACAAAAUAAACAAUAUUACAGCGGAAACUACAAUUUAGCACUCCAUUUUUAAACCAACGAAAUUUAAGACUUCAGUAAUAUGUUUUCAAUGGAUAACUUCGAUUUGGAAUCGACCAUGGCUCGACAUUUCUUCGAAGGAUCGCAUGCAACUAAUGGCUCGACUUCUAGCUCGGAUUUCUUCUUCGGCGAUGACAACAGUUCCGAUGAUAGCGACGUAUACAGUGGAUUUAAUAGUGACCAAGAGAACAAUGAAGAAAAGAGUCGUCACAUGAAAACACGUCGCUUGAAAUGUGCAUCUCAACAAGCUCAGCAAAGGCAAGCUGCUAACCUUCGAGAGCGACGCCGAAUGCAAAGCAUUAACGAAGCAUUUGAAGGUUUGAGGUCACAUAUUCCAACACUUCCUUAUGAAAAAAGAUUAAGUAAAGUGGACACACUGAAGUUGGCCAUUAGCUAUAUAACUUUCUUGGGGGAAAUGGUACGAAAAGAUAAAAAUGGAAAUGAGACAGGAUUGAGUGGCCUCCAAAGGAACUACCAGAAGGAAAUACCGAAGAAAAUUAUUCUAAGAGAUCGAAGUGGCGGAGUCUCACAUUCAUUGUCGUGGUACAGAAAGGGUGACCGAUACCCAGGAAGCAAAUUGUAUGCUCGUGUUUGGACUCCGGAAGAUCCUCGUGUAAAUAAUCUGAAUGGUAGGGCCAGUAGUAUUGGUGGUCAGUAUGCGGGCAGCAUCAGCAGCAGAACGAGUGAUGAAUCUGAAUCACCAACGUCCGCAAGUUUCAGUCCUAAUAGUAGUGGAUCACUGUUUUCACAAUCAAAUGGUGGAUUAUAAAACAUAAAUACGUAAAUUAAACUUUUUAUCCGAAUUCAAAAAUUUGGGUUCGGUAAUGCAUAGAUUCCUAUUUUUAAUUUUUGGAAUUAAAAUUUCUAGUCCUGUUAAUCUGUGUUAUACAUGCAAUUCAUCAAGAAUUUAUUAUUUAUAUUUAGAUAUUUAUUAUUAACAUAUAUUUAUAACUUAUUCCCUGUAAAUUAUUUAGACUUAUAAAAUGUGUAGGUAUGUAAAUUAAUUAAUGUAAAUAAAUGAAUUAUUUAAAAAGAAA